CCAGCCUCCAGGUCGGUUCCGAUCGGGACCGGAUGCGACUUGCGAGGAGGAGAGCCAAAGUGCUGUUUGGAGAAGCGCUGCAUUUUUCAUGCUGUUGGCCGCCGCUGCUGCUGGACUGGGCGGCAACGCAUGGGCGGUGGACUCGAUGCUGUUGGUUUGCGUGGAUGCCCUCCUGCAGUUUCCGGUUCAUGGGCGACGCUGCAUACAUAUCAUACCGGCAGAUUCCAUACAACAUUUGCUAGUACUUGCCCAAGUACCCAAGUACCCACUCCACCGACCUACUCUACUAUACAUCCUAGGUACGGUAUGCACCCCGCGUAGGAGUGGGCCGGUCGGCGGCACAGAACACAUCCGGGGACGAGAGAGGUAGAGUACUCUACAUACCUACUUACCUAGGUAACCAUCUAUCUCGCUCGAUUACAUAUUGCUGACGGACGGACGGCGGAACAAUUUACCCAGCACACCGGUGCCUGCGCUGCGGGGAAGGAUUGACGGAGGGUCUGGUCUGAUUGCAUGAGGGACGA
Messenger RNA from Tricharina praecox, 524 nucleotides. RefSeq lists its product as uncharacterized. Bases 89 to 370 code for a protein of 93 amino acids. The transcript has a single exon. The record is from RefSeq and is a predicted model, not a curated record. NCBI's taxonomy places the organism in Eukaryota, Fungi, Ascomycota, Pezizomycetes, Pezizales, Pyronemataceae.